Molecule: messenger RNA, 325 nt
Organism: Staurois parvus
Lineage: Eukaryota; Metazoa; Chordata; Amphibia; Anura; Ranidae
Source: the annotation of a GenBank genome assembly
AUUUUGCAUUUACGGGAGAGGUCUAUAUGUAAACAAUACAGAUUUCUCCCGUCAGCUCCAGCAUGCUGCUUUGUUUUGCUCUGCAUAGCAGAGCAAUACAAAGCAGCAUGCUUACACAGUAAAGCACACACAGUACACAUAGUAAAACAGCACACAGCUAACCCUUUGAUCGCCCCAGAUGUUAUCCCCUUCCUGUCCAGUGUCAUUAGUACAGUGUCAGUGCUUUUUUUUUAGCACUUAUCACUGUAUUAGUGUCACUGGGGAUGUCAGCGACAAUUAGUCAGGGUCAGUUAGUGUCAGAAUGCCAGCUGCAGUCCCGCGAUAA